AUGAACCAAUUACUUAAAAAUAUCGCAUUCAAAAAUGUUUGCGCUAUUGCUGUAAAUAACCUACACACUACUGUUCCUGUAUCGGCAUGGACCAAAUCGGAGAUACCACAAUCAUUUAUCAGAAACAAUAAGAAAAUAUAUCCACCACAGGAACCUUUUGAAGAACCAAGACCAGCUUUUGUUUGUCAUCAAAAAACGAAUAUUAAAUAUAGUCCCGAAAAACUAUGGUAUAUUGCUUGUUUUGUUCGAGGAAUGACUGUUGAUGAGGCUAUAAAGCAAUUGAGUUUUGUCAACAAAAAAGGUGCAGGAUUUGUGAAAGAUACUAUACUUGAAGCUCAAGAGCUUGCUGUAUCACAACAUAAUGUUGAAUUCCGUAGUAACCUUUGGGUUGCUGAAUCAUUUUCUGGAAAAGGAACUGUUAUGAAAGGUAUUAGGAGGCAUGCAAGAGGACGGUUGGGUGAAGUUCGUUACCAAUAUAGCCAUUAUUUUGUUCGACUUGAAGAAGGAAAACCACCUGCAGAUUAUUAUAAAAGAAAUCUCUUACAACCACACCAACAACUUGAUAAGUGGUUAGAACAAAUGAGAAAACGAAAAAUUAUAAAUUCAUUUUGA
This is a messenger RNA of Leptosia nina, 612 nucleotides long. The record is from the annotation of a GenBank genome assembly. Lineage: Eukaryota; Metazoa; Arthropoda; Insecta; Lepidoptera; Pieridae.